Messenger RNA from Trametes versicolor FP-101664 SS1, 868 nucleotides. RefSeq names its product Isochorismatase hydrolase. The record is from RefSeq and is a predicted model, not a curated record. The transcript has 2 exons. Bases 68 to 697 code for a protein of 209 amino acids. NCBI's taxonomy places the organism in Eukaryota, Fungi, Basidiomycota, Agaricomycetes, Polyporales, Polyporaceae.
AGAACACCCCUCUCGCUCGAAAACCGAGACAAAUAAUAUAGCCGGACUCCUUGGCCCUCGGUCUCCCAUGACGCUCUCAAACGGCACCCAUCCAUCCAACGGCCCACACGCGGACCCCCAAGGACCACCCGCAGAUGACGAGCCAAAACGCGUGCUCAUCAUCCUCGACGUCCAGGUCGGGAUGCUCUCAGAUCCUCCAAAGGGGAUCCCCGCCGGGACCUUCGUCGGCGCGAACAUCGCCGCCAUCCUCGCCCACGCCCGCGCCGCGCCGACCCCGCCGCGCAUAGUCCACAUCCGCAACUGCGGCGACCCGGGCGAGGACGAUGAGCACGGCGCGCCGGGCUGGGCGCUCGUGCACGCGCCGCUGCCCGGCGAGUUCGUCGUCGACAAGCGCAAGAACAACGCGUUCGCGGGCACGGAGCUCGGCGCACUCGUCCCGCCGACCGCGGAGAUCGUGCUCGUCGGGAUGCAGAGCGACUUCUGUAUCCGCGCGACGUGCAGCGCUGCGCUCUCGCGCGGGAACGAGGUGCUGCUGGUGCGCGGCGCGCACGCGACGUAUGACCGCGUCGAGGUGCUCGAUCACGGCACUAUCACGCCCGCGGCGGUCGUAGAGGCGGAGAUCGAGGGCGAGCUGGAGGAGGCGGGUGUCAUCAUGCUCGAGAUGAAGGAUCUCCCGCAGCUCUUCACGGACAGCUAAAAGCCGUGCCAUGCUGUUAUGUAGAACACGCGUUAAUGACGGGAUGCAGGGCGUACCCCUCUUUCUUGGGAUCUGGACAUGGAUUGUAUUGGAUCGGUAUGUACUUUAUAGUGGUGUUGGCUGUACUUUGCACGCAUACAUUGGCGGGAUAUGAUAGACGAUACACUCUGC